Molecule: messenger RNA, 945 nt
Organism: Drosophila novamexicana
Lineage: Eukaryota; Metazoa; Arthropoda; Insecta; Diptera; Drosophilidae
Gene: Prosalpha4T2
Product: proteasome subunit alpha type-7-1B
Exons: 3
Coding region: 87-845 (252 amino acids)
Biological process (GO): ubiquitin-dependent protein catabolic process
Cellular component (GO): proteasome core complex, alpha-subunit complex; nucleus; proteasome core complex
Source: RefSeq, a predicted model, not a curated record
UUGCUUUACUCGAGAUAAAAGACUUAAACAUUUUCAGAAAAUAUAAAAUUUCCAUUUAGUAUACACUUCAACAUAUAUUUUAUACAAUGCCUGGCGGUUACGAUGGGGCUGUGACAAUAUAUUCGCCCGAUGGACAUUUGCUGCAAGUGGAAUACGCUCAAGAGGCGGUGCGCAAAGGUUCCACAGUGGUGGGCCUGCGCACGAAGGACUGCAUUGUGCUGGGCGUUGAAAAAAAGGCCGCGGAUACCCUGCAAAUAGAGCGUACAGCGCGUAAAAUUAGAAAACUGGAUGAUCAUCUGAUAAUAACAUUUGCGGGUCUCACGGCCGAUGCUCGCAUAUUGGUGAAUCGCGCCCGGAGCGAGGCUCAGAGCCAUCGACUGAACUUUGAGCGACCCGCAACAGUGGAGUAUAUUACACGAUAUUUGGCGAAAUUGAAACAGAACUAUACGCAGAGCAAUGGACGACGUCCAUUUGGCGUCUCCUGUCUAAUAGGUGGCUUCGAUGCGGAUGGGCAGCCGCAUCUAUACCAGACCGAGCCCUCGGGCAUCUACUACGAGUGGUCGGCCAAUACGACAGGUCGUCUGGGCAAAACAAUGCGUGAGUACUUGGAGAAGAAUGCAUCUGACAUGGCCAGCUCGCCCGACGAUGCCACUGCCAUAAAGCAUGUGGUGCGCGCCCUGUUCACGGCCACAUCCCUGAAUGCCAGCUUCUAUGAGCUGGCCGUGCUCAAGUACCAGCAGCCAUUGGAGAUGGUCAGCCCAGCGGUGGUGGCUCAUCUGGUGCAGGUCAUUAAGCAGGAGAAUGCCGAGGAGGAGGCCAAGCAAAAGCAGCGUGCGAAGUCCUGAUUAGUAGAUAUAUAUGAUAUAUUUUCUUCUUUGUUAAAUUCACGUUAGCCAGCGGCACAUUUGUUAACCUUUCGGCCUAAUCAAGACUUGAUGAACUUUU